CCCGCCCGCCUUGGCCUCCUCCUCUUCUUCCAAGGCCUCCUCGUGUUGCUGCUGGUUUGGUUUGGCUGGUUGCCACUGCUUCUCUGCCUCCAGGCCUCUCGAUUCUUGACACCGCGCGCAAUGACGAAGCACGCCGCCUUCGCCGCCGAGGACGUCGCGGCGGCCGCGCAGCCCGGGCGACGGUUCACGUCGUACCCGCCGGCGAGCUGCAGAACGGCCGCGGCGCAGGGCAUGGUGGACCCCAGCACCGCGGCGGGCGUGGUCGCCAGGGCGGGAUCCUGGCUGGGCGCCGUGCCGCGCCGCGCCGAGGCCGAGCACGACGACUGGAUGGAGAAGCACCCAUCGGCAUUGGCCGCGUUCGAGUCGGUGCUUGCCGCGGCGAAGGGGAAGCAGGUGGUGAUGUUCCUCGACUACGACGGCACCCUGUCGCCCAUCGUCAAGGACCCCGACAGCGCCGUCAUGACCGACGAGAUGCGCGACGCGGUGCGAGGCGUGGCGGAACAUUUCCCGACGGCGAUCGUGAGCGGGAGGUGCAGAGACAAGGUGUUCAACUUCGUGAAGCUGGCGGAGCUGUACUACGCCGGGAGCCACGGCAUGGACAUCAAGGGGCCCACGGCGCAGUCCAAGCACGCCAAGGCAAAGGCCGAAGCUGUUCUGUGCCAACCGGCGAGCGAGUUCCUGCCGGUCAUCGACGAGGUGUGCCGCGCGCUGACGGCCACGACGGCGGCGAUCCCCGGCGCGAGGGUGGAGAACAACAAGUUCUGCCUCUCCGUCCACUUCCGCUGCGUCCAGGAGGAGAAAUGGCGUGCUUUGGAGGAGCAGGUGCGGUCGGUGCUCAAGGAGUACCCGGACCUCCGGCUCACCAAGGGCAGGAAGGUCCUGGAGAUCCGCCCCUCCAUCAAGUGGGACAAGGGCAACGCACUCCAGUUCUUGCUGGAGGCUCUCGGUUUUGCGGACAGUAAAAAUGUUUUCCCGAUCUAUAUUGGAGACGAUCGCACUGAUGAGGACGCUUUCAAGGUGCUGCGCAACAUGGGACAAGGGGUCGGAAUCCUCGUGUCCAAGAUCCCAAAGGAGACCAGUGCAUCCUACUCCCUGCGCGAACCUUCCGAGGUGAAGGAGUUCCUGCACAAGCUGGUAAAGUCCAAGCAGCGGGACUAAUGAUGUGAAAGAUCAAGCAGUUGAGAUCCAAGCACAGACCGUCCCAACGGACGAGAAGCGAUGACAAUCUCACGUUUGAUUCGGUCGUCCAUGGCCGCGGUGACUCAGAUUAACUGAUGACCAGACGUUAACUGGAUUCAGAAAAACACCCGGAUUUAACUAUUGCAAUCGCGAGGAAAGUUUUUUUUUUAUAAUUUUUUGAGAGGAGGAGAAUAGAUAAACCCUAGGUAGAGGAAGGAAGGAGGGCCAUGGCAAGAGCAGCUCCGCCGCCGGCGCCGGGACGCAGGAGGGCGACGGCGCCGACGGGAGAUCGGUGGCAAGUGGGCUGCGUGGUGACUUCUGGCAUUCUAGGUGGGCUGGGUCGCCUCCUGGUCGUCGGGUGUGUGUGUGUAUCGGGCCUUCGAGUGCGGGAGCGGACGUUUUGGGCCCCAACAUGGGCGAGCGCUGUUUUCGGUUUUAGCCCAUUACACUCCUGUUGUCUGUUUAAUUUUUUCCCCCUUUCUAUAAUCUAUCUGCUGUAACUGGGAAACGAUUACCACAGCUAACUGCAAGGGGUAAAACCAAUUUAUGUUAAGGCCCCGUUUGGUAUAAAUGAAUUGGAAUCUA
Setaria italica (foxtail millet) is the source of this 1764-nucleotide messenger RNA. Its product is annotated as probable trehalose-phosphate phosphatase 3. The record is from RefSeq and is a predicted model, not a curated record. The transcript is spliced from 10 exons. Bases 121 to 1158 code for a protein of 345 amino acids. Gene Ontology annotation, molecular function: trehalose-phosphatase activity. Lineage: Eukaryota; Viridiplantae; Streptophyta; Magnoliopsida; Poales; Poaceae. Gene Ontology annotation, biological process: trehalose biosynthetic process.